Messenger RNA from Triplophysa dalaica, 627 nucleotides. Its product is annotated as early activation antigen CD69-like. Lineage: Eukaryota; Metazoa; Chordata; Actinopteri; Cypriniformes; Nemacheilidae. The transcript has 3 exons. The record is from RefSeq and is a predicted model, not a curated record.
AUGGCUCAGACUCUAUAUUUCAGUCUUCUUUUCAUCGCUCUCAGUUCAUUAUCUGAAUGCUCUCAGCGCCGCUAUCACUAUAUAAACAUGAAGAAGACCUGGAUUGAAGCUCAGAGAUACUGCAGAGAGAACUACACAGAUCUGGCCACAGUCAACAACAUCAAUGACAUGAACGAGCUGAAGAACACUGUGAAGAACAAUCAGAACUUCUGGAUUGGACUGAAGAAUACAAGUGUUUAUAAAUGGAAGUGGUCUCUGGGUGAUUCUGUGAACUAUGUGAACUGGGAAUCUGGACCAACAAAUGACCGACAUGAUUGUGCUGUUAUGAGAAAUGAAACAUGGCGUCAGGAGAACUGUAAUAAGAACAUGAGAUUCAUCUGCUACAAUGAGAAGCUGAUAUUGAUCCAGAAGAAUCUGAGCUGGACUGAAGCUGUGAGAUACUGCAGAGAGAAUCAUGUGGAUCUGGUGUCAGUUGAUUCAGAGAAGAUUCAGCUCUGGGCAGCAGAAGUGGCUCUUGAGGCCUCAACUGAUAGCGUGUGGCUGGGGUUACGUCACUCCUGCUCUGUGGGCAUCUGGUUCUAGGUGAAUGGAGACAUUGUGUGUUAUCAGAAUUGCGAAAUUUUGUGA